Messenger RNA from Candidula unifasciata, 3003 nucleotides. The record is from the annotation of a GenBank genome assembly. NCBI's taxonomy places the organism in Eukaryota, Metazoa, Mollusca, Gastropoda, Stylommatophora, Geomitridae.
AUGUGGGCAAAUCCUUUUGGUGCCUCAUGGUCCAUGCAUCAGGCAGACUACCAGAAUGUUCCACAUGAGCAAGUUGACUGGGCUGCGCUGGCUAAGCAGUGGAUUACUCAGAGAGAGAUCAUCCCACCUCCAGAGGCUGUAGCUCCUCCACCGGAGCCUGCCAGUGUUGCACCUCCACCACCUCCUCCGCCUCCACCUCCACCAGAGGAAGGGCCUGUCAGUUCACAUAAGCUCGAAGAUGAGACCAGCAUGGACAUUGCUUCUGAUGAUGAGAACACCGGUGCGCCAGCAGUUGCACCAAGUAUUCCUGAGCCUCAGGUUGUGGAGCAGCCGUUUCCGGGACAAGCUCCAUGGAUGCCACAGCAGCAACAGUGGUGGCCACCCAGGCAGGGAGGAGAUAUGUGGAUGGGACCUCAGAUGGGACCUAACAAGGAUGGAUAUGUGGGCGAGAUGCCGAGCUUCCAGCCAAUGGCAGCUUUCCCUCCAGGGAGCGAUAUUUACUAUGAUCAGGACUCCAACAGUAGAGAUCUUAUGCCCUACUGGGACGACCAUGUUGGGGGAGACAGUGAUACCUCCCAGCCACCUCUGCUGGCAGAUCCACCGCGAGCACAUCAUGGGCAUCAUCAUCAUCACUCGCAACAUUCGCACCAGCGGUCAAACAGGCAUAAUCAGAUGCGAGGCGGGGACCUCCUUGUUGACGGAGAGGAGAGCAGUCUGGAUGCAGCCAAACGCCGGGCUCUGCCAGCUUGGAUCAGGGAUGGGUUGGAGAAGAUGGAGCGUGAAAAACAGAAACUGUUGGAAAAGGAGCAGUUAAAACAGCAGAGGGAAGCCAUGUUAAAACAGCAAGAAGGCGAGAAGGCCAAGCACCAGGCAGGAAAUGAAAAUCCCAUGAAAAGCAAAUUUGAUUCAGACGAGGAGGACGAUUCUACAGUUGAUAAAGAAAUUGACGAAGAUGAGGUUGAGAAUGAAGACCGUAAAAAGAAUGAGCUACCACCAGGAUCUGAUGAGCCAGAAAAACCUGCAGAAUCCCCAGCACCAGCCAAACGAAGUCCAUCCCCGAUUGCUUUCAUGACAGAGGAGGAGAAGGAAAUGGCAUUGAUGAUAAAAGUGAAGCGCCUGCUGACGGAGACGUUGCUGGAGGUCACCAAUGAUGAAAUCCGUGCUGUUGCCACAGAAGUGUACCAGAGAGCUCGUAAAAAAGUGCUCCAAGCUCCUGCAAAGCAACUUGCCAAGUCCUCCGCUUUGGCUUCUUUGACUUCACUGGGGCUUGGCUACGGGUCUGACAGUGAUGGGAGCAGCAGUGAGAGCUCAGAGUCUGACUCGGAACUUAAAGAGAAGAUUCGCCGCAAGAAGGAAGCUUUCGCCAGACGUCACCGCCACAAAGCUGAUGAGCAGGAGGAGGAUAAAGGAGACUCUAGUCCACCAACUUCAAAACAUAAAUCCAGUCAAGAUGAUGUCAGGAAAAGUUCCAGACUGGCACACGAGGAUCACGGCCGACAUUCUAGCAAUAAAGUUGAUAUGAAAAGAACAGACAGACAGGGCGAUAAAGAAUCAAAGUCGGACAAAGAUAGGAAUAAUGAAGUAGAGGACAAAAAAAAAAUCAGUGAAACAAAAUCUAGGAAAUCUUUGAGUGAGAAUCGGCAAAACAGUGAGGGAAAAGAUGACAAGGAAGCUAUGCAAAAGUCUGGGGAGGAUAAAGAAGACAAGGAUAAAGUAAGACAAAAGGUGAAUGUAAUUGACGAUGAGGUGGAGAAGAAUAAAAACACUCUUGAUAAAAAGGAGGAGAGGAGAAAAAGUAGUGAAGUUAAAGAGGAGAAAAAUGGUGCCAAGUCUCGUAAAGAAGAGGAGGUUGUGAAUUCAAAAGAAAGUGUUGAGAAAAAGAGUGGCAGUAACAAAAAAAUUCAGGAGAAAGUGAAGAAAGAUACCUCAUCUGACUCCAGCGAUGAAGAUUCUUCUUCUUCGUCUGGGUCAGAGUCGGAGAGUGGAAGUGGUAGUAGCAGUAGUGGUAGUGCUAGUGAUGAUGAGGGUGGUGGCAGCUCUAGUUCUUCCUCUUCAUCGUCAGGUUCUUCUUCAUCGUCUUCAUCCUCCUCCUCAUCGUCAGAUUCUCAAGCAAAAGUAGCAAAGCAAAGGAUGUCUUCCAAAGAAAAUAAUAAAAAAGAUGCAAGGAAGAAAUUAAAGUCAGUAAAAGCAAAUGUUGUGAAAGAAGAAAAAGUGCCGAAAAUGAUCACACGUGAUAUAAAAAAGGAACAUAAUAGUAGAGAAAAGAAGAGUAAGAGAGAGGAUGAAAUGUAUGACAGAGAUGGGAAAAAUACACAAGAAGUUCUUAAGAAAAUAAAAAAGGAAAAAGAUGAAGAUUCAGACAACUCGUGGAACGAAAGAAAGAGAGAAAAAAGGAAGAAGAGAAAGCAUAGCACUAGUAAUAAUGAUAGAUAUCAAGAUGAAAGGAAAUUUAGUCGGAACAGUGAUGACAAACGGCGCUGGAGUACUGAUAAACGUUCAAGUCCUGGUAGAGCUAGUGUUUCUCGAGGCAGUGGUGAGCGUGAUAGGGUUUUCAGUAGUCAUAGGGACUUGUCAGACGAUGACCGUGACAGAGACUACCUCCGUAAUGAUUCUGACAGACGCAAGACCAAAGAUAAAUCUAAGAGCAGAAGAAGUUCCAGUAGGGAAGACAGAACACAUCGUAGUAAACAUGACCGAAGUAAGGACAGAGACAGAUUCUCAAGACAGAGUUCGCUGGAUGAGUCCACCCACAAAAGGCUCUCUUCUAAAUCCGGUAAGAAACGACGCCGAUCCAGAUCCUCAUCAGAAAGCAGCCGAGACUCUCGGCCCAAGAAGAAAGAGUUACCGUCCAAAGAAAGCCACCAGUCCAGACACCGCAGGAGCAGAGAUGGGUAUGAGGGGGGAGUGGAAGAGUAUGAUGGGGACAGGAAAGAGCGUGGUAAGACAGCCAAGAGCAAACGUGACGGUAGAUCUCGAUCAAGAUCCAGAUCUCGGAGACGGUAG